Messenger RNA from Trichoderma virens Gv29-8, 1239 nucleotides. RefSeq lists its product as uncharacterized. The record is from RefSeq and is a predicted model, not a curated record. The transcript has 3 exons. The coding region runs from base 1 to 1239 and encodes 412 amino acids. NCBI's taxonomy places the organism in Eukaryota, Fungi, Ascomycota, Sordariomycetes, Hypocreales, Hypocreaceae. Gene Ontology annotation, molecular function: nucleotide binding.
AUGGCAGGCUUAUUCACUUUCCUUCACAGAAAUUACAAGGCAUCUAAUCCGCCAAUUGUCCCCAAGUCAUCCGAUCCCAUUCGAUUUGGGAUACUGGGCGCCGCCAACAUUGGCCCAGAUGCCCUUUUUAUCCCAGCCCGUAGCCACCCCGAAGUUGUGAUUCAAGCGGUAGCCGCACGAGAUAAAGCAAAAGCAAAAGCAUACGCAGAUAAACAUGGUAUCCCAGUGGUACUAGACUCUUAUGAUGCCUUGAUUAAUGAUGCAUCCAUCGAUGUUGUUUAUAUUGCUCUACCAAAUGGCCUUCACUUUCAAUGGGCACUAGCUGCCCUGGAAAAAGGCAAACACGUACUGUUAGAAAAGCCUUCUGUAUCCAACGCAACAGAAGCAGAGCUACUCUUUCAUUCGCCUCUUUUGAGCAAACCUGGAGCGCCCGUCUUGCUCGACGCUGUGCAUUACAAUUUUCACCCAACAUGGCAAUACUUCAUGUCUCAAAUCAACCAAACCGACGUCGUUUAUGCUAGCCAUACUGUAUUGGUCCCUACAGGCAUCAUCAAACCGACUGACAUACGAUAUAACUAUGACUUAGCUGGCGGAGCAAUCAUGGAUUUAGGAUCCUAUGGAAUAUCAGCGCUGCGAGCAAUCUUCGCAGCAGAACCUGAAUCUUGCGUUGAGUGUACCGUGAAGCCAACAGUGCCGCCGGCAAGUGAACUUUGCGAUGCAGAAUACACAGCCAAGCUUCAAUUUCCCGGUGGUGCAAUUGGAGAGAUACGAGGAACGUACGAUGUGCCAUGGCUGAAGUUCAGGCUCCCGAAUCUCGAAGUUUUGCACCGACCAACAGAAGUUCCAGACGACUCUAUCGAACCCAACCAAGUGAAAAUACGGACGCGAAAGGUCGUGUUUUACGGGCACAUGUUUGCCACCAUAUAUAACCGCAUCGAUACGGAAGAUACAUUUGAAGUACGCAACAGAGAUGACCAACAGCCCAUUAAAAAAUGGACUGAAAAGAUUUCGAAAUCCGCUCAUUCAUUCCGCGAGAUCGGCAUGGAACAACCUGGUGAGACGUACUGGAAGUCUUACCGCUAUCAGCUGGAAGAAUUCGUCCAACGAAUCAAAGGGCGCAGUGGAAAUGGGAUAUGGGUUUCAGCGGACGAAAGUAUAGCACAGAUGAAGGCUAUCGAUAUGGUUUAUGCAAAAUCUGGCUUUGGCGUGCGACCAUCUCACGAGCGGCAGGUUUCAUAA